AUGCGUAGAGGCAGGGCGGCGGCGGCGGCGCCAGUUCACGACGGCGAAGUCCGUGGAUCCAAGGAGAUCGGGUACCGUGGCGUUAGAAAGAGGCCGUGGGGGAGAUUCGCGGCGGAGAUCAGAGACCCCUUCAAGAAGACGCGAGUCUGGCUCGGCACCUUUGACUCGGCCGUGGACGCCGCCCUCGCCUACGACGCCGCGGCGCGCUCGUUCCGUGGUCCGAAGGCGAAGACCAACUUCCCAUGGCCCCUCGACGGCGCCGAUUUCAACCCUCAAAACCCUAAUCAGAUCCAAAUCCACGCUAAAGUUAACCAUCGGCUCGCGGAUCCGGGGAUUUACACCCAGGACCAGCCCAUAACGGCGCACCAAAGGCCUACCUCUAGCGGCAUGAGCAGCACCGUGGAGUCUUUUAGCGGGCCGCGUUCCCUGCCGGCGCCGCCACUUUUGCUGCGGCAGAGGAUGCAUCCGCGCUCGCCGCCGGUGGUUCCGGAUGAUUGCCACAGCGACUGUGAUUCCUCUUCAUCCGUGGUUGAUGAUACCGAGUGGGACAUCGCAUCUUCUUCUUGUAAAAAGCCUUUUCUUUUCGAUCUUAACAUGCCGCCAUCUCCUGAUCUGGAUGAGCUUGCCUGCAGAGCGCCGGGAAGGGUUGCAACGGCGGCGGUUCGCGCUGGAGAAGCCAACGGAUCUGGAGGAUCUAACGAGAUCAAAUUCAGAGGCGUCAGAAAGAGGCCCUGGGGCAGAUACGCCGCCGAGAUCAGAGACCCCUGGAAGAAGACACGUGUCUGGCUCGGCACCUUCGACUCGGCGGAGGCCGCGGCCAGGGCCUACGACGCCGCCGCCCGCUCUCUCCGCGGUGCCAAGGCGAAGACGAACUUCCCCCUGCCCCAAAAUGGCGGCGCCUUCCCAGAUUUCAACCCUCAAAACCCUAAUCAACCGCUUGCCCACAACAAUCCCGGCGAUCCAUUGGUGAAUUCGCGGAACUACGCCCUGGAUCGUCAGAUCAUCGCGCAGCAGAGGCCCGUUUCCAGUGGGAUGAGCAGCACCGUGGAGUCCUACAGCGGGCCGCGACAGCCGCGGCCGGUCACUCAGCCGGAGAGGCGCCAUCCACGGUCGCCGCCGGUGGAUCCGGAAGACUGUCACAGUGAUUGUGAUUCCUCCUCUUCCGUUGUCGAUGAUGCUGAUUUUGAUAUUGCCUCAUCCUCUUGUAAAAAGCCCCCACUUUUCGAUCUCAACAUGCCGCCGGACUCCGCCGCUGAGGUGGACGAGCUUGCUUGCACUGCCCUCCGACUCUGA
Messenger RNA from Striga asiatica, 1293 nucleotides. The record is from the annotation of a GenBank genome assembly. NCBI's taxonomy places the organism in Eukaryota, Viridiplantae, Streptophyta, Magnoliopsida, Lamiales, Orobanchaceae.